AAAAGCUUACUGACCAAAAACGAGAGACAAAGAGAUAUAUCACUAAAGAAGAAGACGCGAGAAAGUAAUAAACUGAACAAGAAGAUUACACGAACGAUCAAACAAGAAACCGAUUCAUAAUCUCCGCAAAGAAACAGAUUCUAUUUCGAUCACAACGUCUGAUUCUGAGUUCUCUACGCCAAUAGAUUGUGUUGUUUCCCUGAAGAAGAUGGCGGUUUAUGAUCAUAGCGGAGACACUAACAGCACUCAACUCGAUACAUCACGUAAAAGGAAAGCGAGGAGUAGACGUGACGGUACCACUGUAGCUGAGAGGCUUCAGUUGUGGAAGGACUACAACUACAACAUAGAAGAAGCUUCUUCCCCCAAGAAGCGGAGAGUACCUGCGAAAGGAUCAAAGAAAGGUUGCAUGAAAGGCAAGGGAGGACCGGAGAAUAGUCAGUGUAGUUUCAGGGGAGUUAGGCAGAGGAUUUGGGGUAAAUGGGUUGCUGAGAUUAGAGAGCCGAACAGAGGAAGUAGGCUUUGGCUUGGUACCUUUCCAACAGCUGAAGAAGCUGCUUUGGCUUAUGAUGAGGCGGCUAGGGUUAUGUAUGGUCCGUUGGCUCGGCUUAACUUCCCUCAGAAGUCUGUGUCUGAUGUUAUGAGUACGUCGAGUCAGUCUGAGGUGUGCACGGCUGGGACUAUUGGGCGUGUUCAUGUGAAAACAGAGGAUGGAGAUUGUGACUCUGAAGCUAGUCCGUUAGAAGAGAUGAAGAAGGAGGUGAAGGUAGACGCUAAUGCAAGUGUUCCAAGCAGUGAUUGGCUGAGCGAGUUUGAGGACAAGUACUGGAGCCAAGUCCUAGAGGAGAAAGAGAAACAUAAGAAGCAAGAGAUUGCUGUAGAGACCUGUCAGGAGCAGCCUGAAUCACUGUCUGUUGCAGAUUAUGGUUGGCCAGAGGAUUUGGAUCAGAGUCAGUGGGACUCCUCAGAGAUGUUUGAUGUUUCUGAGCUUCUAGGUGACUUGAAUGGGGACAUCUUUACCGACCAGAGCCAGUACCUAGAGGACAAUGUUGCUUGUGGAUUGUCUGAGACCGAGAAGCAGCAAGUUGGACUCUAUCCUAGUUACGGAUUGCCUCCUCUUGAGCUAGGGGCACAGGAUGGUAAUGAGUUCUUCGACAUGAGUUUCUCGGAUCUGCAGAAGUGAGACAAUGGGAAGCAGGUGGUUACAUUUUGGGGUUUUGUUAGUCCCAUCAUUACUGUUGAGACUCUAUUGAGUUUUUUAGAUGUAGAGGAUCUCACGAGACUUUGGAUAAGGGAAACUGUAUAUACGGAGAUGAUGUUUUGUAUAAUAAUAUACUGUAACAGAGAAAAUAAAAUU
Brassica oleracea var. oleracea is the source of this 1354-nucleotide messenger RNA. RefSeq names its product dehydration-responsive element-binding protein 2A-like. Gene Ontology annotation, cellular component: nucleus. NCBI's taxonomy places the organism in Eukaryota, Viridiplantae, Streptophyta, Magnoliopsida, Brassicales, Brassicaceae. Gene Ontology annotation, biological process: positive regulation of DNA-templated transcription; response to stress. Gene Ontology annotation, molecular function: DNA-binding transcription factor activity; transcription cis-regulatory region binding. The record is from RefSeq and is a predicted model, not a curated record. Bases 209 to 1180 code for a protein of 323 amino acids. The transcript has 2 exons.